Messenger RNA from Hylaeus anthracinus, 1767 nucleotides. RefSeq names its product lysosomal acid glucosylceramidase-like. The record is from RefSeq and is a predicted model, not a curated record. NCBI's taxonomy places the organism in Eukaryota, Metazoa, Arthropoda, Insecta, Hymenoptera, Colletidae. Gene Ontology annotation, biological process: glucosylceramide catabolic process. Bases 50 to 1588 code for a protein of 512 amino acids. The transcript has 7 exons. Gene Ontology annotation, molecular function: glucosylceramidase activity.
AGUUCGGUUGGAUCGUUCCAAGUCGAUAUUACCGGGGAAAUAUAGGAGCAUGUGGCGAACGCUUUUAAUCAUUCUCUUCAUCCUUGCAAAAGGUAACGCGAACGAUUGCAUAGCUCGUGACGUUGGUACCGAUCGCAUCGUAUGCGUUUGCAAUGCAACGUACUGCGACGGAUUACCGAAAGAUCAUCCGGAAGUCCCAGAAGAUGGAAGUGCUUACUUGUACGUAUCGAACAAGGCGGGGUUGAGGCUAAAUGUGUCAACUAUACAAUUUAGUACUUGUCAGGACACGUCCUCUCAAUUCACCCUAAACAUAAACAGUACGAGAAAGUAUCAAGCGAUACUCGGGUUUGGAGGUGCCAUAACCGAUUCCGCAGCUUUAAACAUAAAGAAACUUAGCCCGGCUACUCAAGAUCAGCUUCUUCGAACGUAUUACGAUCCAAAAACUGGGAGCAAAUAUACUUUAGGUCGCAUACCAAUUGGUGGUACAGACUUUUCUACAAGAGUUUACACUUACGACGACAAUUGCACUGACGAUAAGACGUUGAAAUGCUUUGCACUAGCACCAGAAGAUUACGAGUACAAAAUACCAAUCGCAAAAAAGGCCGUUGAAUUAAGCCCCAAAAUGAAGUUUAUAAGUGGCGUGUGGUCUCCACCUGUAUGGAUGAAGACGAACAACAAAAUCAAUGGAUACCAUGGUUAUUUGAAGCCAGAAUACUAUCAAGUCUAUGCCGAUUAUAUCUCGAAAUUCUUGGACGCAUAUAAGCAACACGGUGUCGAUAUAUGGGCAGUUACAACAGGCAACGAACCAAGCAAUGGAGACGAUGUACCUCCGUUGCCUAUAAACGCUAUGGAUUGGACUCCGAGCACAUUAGGUACAUGGGUCGCUAAUAACUUAGGACCAACUCUUGCUGCAUCGGCACACGACACACUAAUUUUGGCUCUUGACGAUAAUUUAAAUUUGUUACCAUGGUAUGUCCAGUUAAUUGCUAGGAAUGAAAAAGCAAAUAAUUACAUUGCCGGAAUAGCGUCGCAUUGGUACAAGGAUAACGCAAUGUCCACAUUAUUAGACCAAGUAUUAGACCAAACGCACGAUGUAUUUCCAAACAAGUUUCUUCUCAUGACCGAAGCAUGUUCUGGAGGCCGGUUUCAGACAGCUGUUGAUUUAGGAUCAUGGGAUCGCGGAGCGGGAUAUGUUUCGAGCAUAAUAGACUAUUUGAAUCAUUGGUACGUCGGAUGGAUGGAUUGGAAUAUAGUUCUAGACGAACAUGGUGGUCCUAACUGGCUUAACAAUAAGGUUGAUGCGCCAAUUAUUGUAAAUGCAACGUCAGAUGAAUUUUACAAACAACCCAUGUAUUAUGCUCUAACGCAUUUCAGCAGAUUCGUUGACAGAGACUCUGUCAGGAUUUCUAUUACCAAUACGGCCUCGAUCAAGUCUGUGGCCUUCCUAACACCUUCGAAUGAAAUUGUUGUUGUACUGUACAAUAGGGCUAACAUUACAGAAUCCGUGACUCUUAAUCAUCCGCAGAAGGGCACUCUUUGCUUGCCAUUAUCUCCAAAUUCUUUCAAUACUAUCAAAUAUAAACUGUAAUGAAUACGUUUAGUUAUCAGUGCUGAAAUGUUUCUGAAUUGCUUGGGAACCAUUUUCUGACCUUUUCAAUACAAAUUAAGUUAUAAAUAAUAUACCGUUAUACGCUUACGUAUGUAUAUGUAUAUAAAGUUAUAAAUAAUAUAAUUUUCGAUAUAAAUAAAGCGGAACCUUCGAACUAA